AUGGUUGUGCUUAAAAACGCGCUUGCGGUCGCCGCUUGCGCUGCUCAGGCAUUGGCUGUUGAUAUUGUUGUCAAGUCAUCAGGCGGCAAUGAGACGGGCAAAUUUGGUCAUCCGUUUGGGUACGGGUUCCUCCACGAGAUUGUUAAGACGUGCCAAAAGGAUAUCAACAAUUCGGGUGAUGGUGGCAUCUACGCCGAGCUGAUUCAGAACCGCGCCUUCCAAUUCUCCAACAAGUACUCUGUCUCGACAGCCCACUACUUUCCCAUCAACGGUGCGAGUCUCAGCAUCCAGAACCUUUCGGCGCCGCUUUCCAAAGCUCUCCCUGCUUCGAUGCGAGUGGCAGGCGGCAGUGGAUAUAGCACUGGCAAGAUCGGCUUCGAGAACGAAGGGUACUGGGGCAUUGGAGUAAGCCAACAAAAGUACACUGGCUCGUUCUGGGUCAAGGGUGCCUACGAGGGCUCUUUCACUGCAUCUCUCCAGUCCAACCUCACCGAUGACGUCUUCGCCUCUGUCGAGGUCGAAUCAAAAGCCGUCGAUGGCGAGUGGGUCGAGCAUGAGUUCGAGCUCGUGCCAGAGAAGGAUGCGCCCAACUCCAACAACACGUUUGCAGUUACGUUUGAUGCAGCAGGCACCAAGAACGGCUACUUGGACUUUAACCUCAUCAGCUUGUUUCCGCCGACGUACAAGAACAGGAAGAAUGGUUUGCGCGUGGAUCUUGCUGAAGCACUUGCUGGGAUGAACCCGACCUUCUUGAGGUUCCCCGGCGGCAACAUGCUUGAGGGGUUGACCAACGACACCCAUUGGGACUGGAAAGACACGCUUGGUCCAUUGAAGGACAGGCCUGGAUUCCAGGGUGUUUGGGGUUACCAGCAGACUCACGGACUGGGUAUCAUGGAAUACCUCGAGUGGGCUGAGGACAUGGAUCUGCAAAUCGUGCUCGCAGUCUGGGGUGGUCUUGCCCUCAAUGGCGAUGUAACACCCAAGGACGCGCUCCAGCCUUUCAUUGAAGAUGCACUCAACGAAAUUGAAUUCGUUACCGGACCUGCUGAUUCCACUUGGGGUGCAAAGCGCGCAGCGCUAGGCCAUCCCGAGCCCUUCGAGCUGAACUACGUCGAGGUUGGCAACGAGGAUUGGCUCGCCGGAUACCCUGGCGGAUGGGAGUCGUACCGCGAGUACAGAUUCCAGAUGUUCCAUGAUGCUAUCAAGGAAGCAUACCCUGAUAUUCAGGUCAUCGCCUCAGCCGCCACAAGCGACCCAGGCAAGCCGAAUGAGGCCCUUGACUUCUCGAAGACGCCUGACGCCAUUGGCGACUACCACCCGUACCGCCGACCGGACGAGCUUGUGGAAGAGUUUGACCGCUUUGACAACGAUAUUGGCCAUAUUGUCGGUGAAGUCGCGGCAACACACGUGAAUGGCGGCCAGGAUCCUCGUUGGGACGGCCCCUUGUACAUCUACCCUUGGUGGCAAGGAGCCGUCGGAGAGGCCAUCAGUCUCCUCGGCUACGAGCGCAACUCUGACCGUAUUCCCGGCACAUUUUACGCGCCCGUCAUGAAGAACGAGAACAGGUUCCAAUGGCCCAUCACUCUAAUCCAAUACGCAGCCGACCCGAAGAUGACGACCAAGGCCGUGACUUGGUACUGCUGGAGCUUGUUCGCCCACAGUCCCAUCAGCCACACGCUGCCAACGACAAGCAACUCCACCUACGGCCCGCUCUACUGGAUGGCCGGCCGAGAUGAUGCCAGGAACGGCGCGCUGGUAUGGAAGGGAGCCGUUUACAAUACCACUAACAGCAGCACUGUGCCGGUCUCGGUCCAUUUCCAGGGCGUAUCGCCAGGCACGAAGGCAAGUCUUACGGUGCUCACGAGCAACGCGAGGAACACCACUCUGGGUGACUACUCGUACAAUGACCCGUACACCGGCGUCAACAUUGUAAACACAGACGCUAAAGAAGUGAGUGCGGGUGCGAGCGGUGCUUUUGAGUUUGUGCUGCCGGAGUUGAGUGUCGCGGUGCUGGAUACUGGCAAAGCUGGGAACUCGACUGGUUACAAGAGGAAGUUGUAGAAAUCUCCAUUGUAUCUAGAAGGGAGGACCAUAUGGAAUGAACUU
Molecule: messenger RNA, 2106 nt
Organism: Paraphaeosphaeria sporulosa
Lineage: Eukaryota; Fungi; Ascomycota; Dothideomycetes; Pleosporales; Didymosphaeriaceae
Product: glycoside hydrolase
Exons: 4
Coding region: 1-2061 (686 amino acids)
Biological process (GO): L-arabinose metabolic process
Molecular function (GO): alpha-L-arabinofuranosidase activity
Source: RefSeq, a predicted model, not a curated record